AUGAGUGAUACGGCAGCCAUCGAAUUAUUGAAACGAGCCGUACAACUCGAUAGUGAACAAAAAUAUCCUGAUGCACUGACUUGCUAUUCCGAAGGCGUUCGGAUGUUAUUAACUGCUGUGAAAGAUAUUCCAUCCAGUGAAGAACGAAAACGAAAUGCAUAUCGACAAAAGAUCACCGAAUGUAUUGAUCGUGCUGAGAAACUCAAAGAUCUGGUUGAGCAACAGAAAGGUAUUGUAACAUUGCUUUUUCGAUUAUUCUGCGUGUAA
Adineta ricciae is the source of this 267-nucleotide messenger RNA. The record is from the annotation of a GenBank genome assembly. NCBI's taxonomy places the organism in Eukaryota, Metazoa, Rotifera, Eurotatoria, Adinetida, Adinetidae.